Porites evermanni is the source of this 1205-nucleotide messenger RNA. The record is from the annotation of a GenBank genome assembly. NCBI's taxonomy places the organism in Eukaryota, Metazoa, Cnidaria, Anthozoa, Scleractinia, Poritidae.
CAGACUAAGGGAACAUCAAGUUUUGGUAAGCGCCAUAACAAGACACACACUCUGUGUGUGCGCUGUGGACGGUCAGCAUACCACAUCCAGAAAAAAAGAUGUGCAUCCUGUGGAUACCCACGCUCUAGAACCAGGAAAUGUAAUUACUGUUUUUUUGAUGUGUUCUUACAUUAGUAAGUGAUUUAUGUUGAGGUCACCAACUGUCGGCCGACAGUCACCUCACAGUCGGCCGACAGUUGGCGGAAAAACUUCACAUAAGACAGCAAACGACAGUCUACCCACUGUGGGCCAACAGUCAGCUAACAGUUUUUGGAGGAGCUGUUCUCCACUUUUUCCACUUUAGCUAGUGCAGUGAAGAGAAUGCAUGUGCUUGUAGUUAGUUAUGAAUUCGUUGUACAUGUAAUUUUUUCUGGCAUCCACUUUCAGUUUGAUCUUCCUUUUGCUUCCAUGUAUAUGUAGUAUUUGUGUAUUAUUGUCAAAUCUUAUUCAAUUUUGCCUGUACGUUUGCAGUUCAUCAUGAAAAAAAGCUUUUUAAGGUCUCUGUUGAACACCUAUUUGAUAACCUUGAGUCUGGAAAAAGAAAUUAUUGUUUUGGAAAAAAUCUCAAAAAUUGUAGGUCCCAAAAUCUGUACGAACCCUGUAGAACAGACAAGCAACCAACCGUAUGUACUGCAAACCAAGGAAGCAGAAGUAUUUCUUGUGUUUGACUGCAUAGUACGGUGACAAGAAAUGUGAUGCUAAAUGUUUGAAGUAUAGCUUGUAAAAUAUGUGAAGCUCAGCCACAUUUUUGAAUCAGAAGCUUAAUGUGCUUUGGAAUGUCAGACAUAGGCUGAUAGUAAGAUUCCUUUCUGUCCAGGUAACUGCUUAACAAUAAGCUUUAAAAUCUUCAAUGGUCUUUGGGAAUCUCUGUUGAAAUCCUUAGUAACUCCCAGGAUUUUAUUUUAAACAGAAAGAGUAAGUGUUUGAGAAAAAAACCUGUCUAAAUUCAUCAUGGGCAAGAUGAAAUCUGAUAUGCUUUUUUGUUGUUGUUUUCAGUCAACUGGAGUGUUAAGGCAAACCGCAGGAAGACAACAGGGACUGGCCGCAUGCGACACUUGAAGAUUGUCUACCGCCGUUUCAAGAACGGAUUCCAGGAGGGAAGUCAGGCCAAAUCUCAGAAGAGAAAGGGUGGUGCUGCUGCCACUUCUAGUGCCGCAAGCCAGUGA